CCAGGGGAGGGAAUGUGGUCAGAGGGUUUCCCAUCCAAGAUCUGGGGAAGAAGAUUUCCUGGUUUGGGAGACCAGCUGGGUGCAGCUUUGGAGUCCAGAUGGAAGGGCAAGAGCCAGCUGGCCCUGAAGCCAGUGAAAAUCUUGAUGUCAUCAAGCCAAGGAGCAGUGGGGAAUUCUGUAGAGAAACUAUGCAGCAGAAUCCAGGAGAGGUCACCAUUCUUUCAGAGGCAGAGUGCCAGAAUUUCAGGCAGUUCCGCUACCAGGAGGCUGGCGGCCCCCGAGAGGUUUGUAGCCAACUCCACCAUCUUUGUCGUCGGUGGUUGAAGCCGGAACAACACACAAAGAACCAAAUCCUGGACCUGGUGAUCUUGGAGCAGUUCCUGGCCGUCCUGCCCCCGGAGAUGGAGAGCUGGGUCAGGGAAUGCAAACCGGAGACCAGUUCCCAGGCGGUGGCCCUGGCGGAAGGUUUUCUGCUGUGUCCAGGAGAGGAUGAGCAGGUGUGGGGAGCAUCUUCUGAAGGAGACACUGAUUUCUCGAAGGCAGAGACAGCUCAAUGGGAUACUAAGGAGAGGCCACUUUUCUUGAGGAUCACACGGGUUUGCAAUACUAGUACCACCCCGAAAGGCACUGGAAUGAGUCCAGCGACGCAUACCAGGUUGUCGCUUCCUAUCGACGGAGCAGAAGUCAAGUCCGUGCAGCCAGAUCAGGGGCUGCUGUCCUUUGAAGAAGUGGCCGUGGAUUUCACCGAGGAGGAGUGGGCGCUGCUGGAUCCAGACCAGAGAGCCUUGUACAUCGAAGUCAUGCUGGAAAAUUGUGGGAGCGUGGCAAUUCUAGGUGAGGAGGGGGAGAGCGAGAAGGAAGGAGAGCCCCUUGCAACGUCAUUGGAAGGAGUCGAGUGUAAAAAAGAGGAUCUGCUGGGGAGUGAAAUGGAAGCAAAACCACAGACAUGGAAGAAAUCUGGUGUUUGUCAAGGCAAUGAGCAUCAUGAAAUCUCAGCCCAAGGCCCGGUAGACAAAACAAAGGAAAGGACUCAGUGCCCGGUGUGUGGGAAAAGCUUCAAUUUUAAGUCUAGCCUGAAUGCUCAUUGGAGAAUGCACAAGGUGGAUAAACCAUUUGAAUGCUUGGAGUGUGGGAAGAGGCUGAGUACCACGGCAAGUUUUAAGACUCAUCAGAGAAUCCACACUGGGGAGAGACCAUUUAAAUGUUCAGUGUGUGGAAAGACUUUUAGCCAGAGCUCCGGUCUCACUUCCCAUCUUAGAAUCCACACUGGAGAGAAACCAUACACGUGCUCGGAGUGUGGGAAGAGCUUCAGCCAAAGCUCUGCUCUGACUUCCCAUCAAAGAAUCCAUACAGGAGAGAAACCAUAUCCAUGCUUGGAGUGUGGGAAGAGCUUCAGCAAGACAACAGACCUUACAAGACAUCAAAGAACUCACACUGGAGAGAAGCCGUACAAGUGUUCAGACUGUGCCAUGAGUUUUUCUCAAGGAGGAAGCCUGAAAUAUCAUCAGAGGCUGCACCUGGAGGAAGAACCGUAUAAGUGCUUGGAAUGCGGGAGGAGCUUCAGUAAGAACACAGACCUUGUGAGGCACCAGAGAAUCCACACUGGGGAGAAACCGUUUAAAUGUUCUGUGUGCAGCAAGAGCUUUACUCAGCGCUCAGUCCUUCUCUCCCAUCAGCGAAUCCACACGGGAGAGAAACCCUUUCCGUGCCUGGAGUGCGGAAAGAGCUUCAUUAAGAAUUCUGAUCUUACAAGGCAUCAGAGAAUCCACACGGGGGAGAAGCCAUACAAGUGUUCAGAGUGUACCAUGAGUUUUUCUCAAGGAGGAAGCCUGAAAUAUCAUCAAAGGUUGCACCUUGAGGAAGAAGCAUAUAAGUGCUUGGAGUGUGGCAAAGGCUUCAGCCACAGCAUGAGCCUAGCUUCCCAUCAAAGGAUUCACAUGGAAGAAUCCUGCGAAUUGCAGAAAUACUUGGAUGAUGAGAAGAACUUCAGAUGGGGCACGGAAACAGAAAGCUUGACACUUGCACCAAGUGCAGAAAUAAUCAAACUUGAGAUUCUCUGACAGAUCAAAUCCUCAUAGCCCACCUAGAAUCCACAAAAAGGAGUGACUAUAUAAAUGCUCAGAUUUGUGCAAAUGUGUCAUCUGUGUUCCCUGUGAGAAAAAUGAGUGAUUUUUUGGGAAACAACAUUCAGCUUAAGCCGAGAUCUCAGAACGGCUUUUUCAUUUGGUGUGUGCUUGGUUGCCUAUUGCGAAUCUGUCCUGCCUCCCACCACUAAGUGAAUCCCUGUGUCUGUGGAAAUUGAUCCACGUACAUGGCUGUCAUUGGGAAGGAAGAAAACACUGUAAACCAUUUUUUGAGAAGGAAAACAGAGCUUUGCUGGAUCCGAUCUGAUUUCCAGGAUCCUCUUUCCACAGUGACCAGCCAGAUGGACACAGGAAGCUUUUAAGCCGGGCAUUAAGUUAACAGUUCUCCUUCAUUUUUAACCCACCUGCUUCUUGUAUUGAAAAUAAUUUUCCUUCUGAAGAUUCACCGCACUAUCAAGUGCUAAAUACCCAUUGAUAGACCUUGCCAUAAAUUUGCCCUACCUGUUCUUAAUCCCAUCACCACAUCUUGGGAGAGCAAAUCACACAUAUUAGGUCCACUUGAAGAAUGACAGGCAUAAACUCCUUCACACUCGCCACAAAAAGUGGUGGUGGGCCCUGGCUUACAUGGUGCACCAAUUCACAAAUAACCAGUCUAUCAGUAGUCCUUAGUCAUGGGGAUUAAAUGGAACCUCUAUGCUUAGAAGCGGUAUAUCUCUGGAUAUCUGCUGGGGGAGAAGGAGGUUGCCUUACAGGUCUGCUUGUGGUGGCUGGUUGGAAACACAACACAAAGCUAGUUGGAUCUUCAAGAGGAACCGCUGGGACAUUUCUUAUGGUUUGGGGACAGCGUUUUGUGCUUUGAUUUGGAAAUAGGUAGAUGGGACUGCCAUUGUUUUUAUAAUGUGUUUGCUUUGCUUGGUUUAAAGGUGUUCUGUAUUCUCCAUUGUAAAUCAAAGCUGGCUUGAGAAGGCUGUUCAUGUGCCUUCAGAUCUGUUGGACCCUGAGUCUUGAAAACGCUUAAGAUAUUUUCACUGUUUUAUGUGCUCAAUGCAUAUAUCUAGAACUGCACGUCUAAUCUCCCCUUUCCAUCUCAGAAGAGGUCUGUGCGCCAAUGGGAAAUUUGGUAUAAUGUUUAGCAGGUUGCUUCAAACCCUCUUUUGAGGGCGCCUUUGAUGUCAUCUCUGCGUGAGAAUGAUUUAUCAAAUGAUGGUGUCAUGUUUUCUGCAAGCUUGUGUCUCACUUAACUGGAAUGUUCCUGAGAACUCUCAACUUGGAGCUACGAUAAAGGAUUUA
Eublepharis macularius is the source of this 3374-nucleotide messenger RNA. Its product is annotated as zinc finger protein 383-like. Bases 99 to 2060 code for a protein of 653 amino acids. The transcript is spliced from 6 exons. Gene Ontology annotation, biological process: regulation of transcription by RNA polymerase II. Gene Ontology annotation, molecular function: DNA-binding transcription factor activity; RNA polymerase II cis-regulatory region sequence-specific DNA binding. NCBI's taxonomy places the organism in Eukaryota, Metazoa, Chordata, Lepidosauria, Squamata, Eublepharidae. The record is from RefSeq and is a predicted model, not a curated record.